AUGGCAAAACAUCAUCCUGAUUUAAUAUUUUGUCGCAAACAACCAGGUGUUGCAAUUGGCCGUUUAUGUGAGAAGUGCGACGGAAAAUGUGUUAUUUGCGAUUCCUAUGUAAGACCCUGUACUUUAGUUCGCAUAUGCGAUGAAUGCAACUAUGGUUCAUACCAAGGUAGAUGUGUGAUUUGUGGUGGAGCCGGCGUUUCUGAUGCCUACUAUUGCAAAGAAUGUACCACACAAGAGAAAGAUCGUGACGGUUGUCCGAAAAUUGUUAAUCUUGGAAGUUCUAAAACGGAUCUUUUCUAUGAGCGGAAAAAGUAUGGAUUUAAACAAAAGUAGGUGCAAUU
This is a messenger RNA of Musca vetustissima, 341 nucleotides long. It is a transcript of the gene Phf5a, whose product is annotated as PHD finger-like domain-containing protein 5A. The record is from RefSeq and is a predicted model, not a curated record. Gene Ontology annotation, cellular component: U12-type spliceosomal complex; precatalytic spliceosome; U2 snRNP. NCBI's taxonomy places the organism in Eukaryota, Metazoa, Arthropoda, Insecta, Diptera, Muscidae. Gene Ontology annotation, biological process: mRNA splicing, via spliceosome. Bases 1 to 333 code for a protein of 110 amino acids. The transcript has 3 exons.